AUGGAUGAACCGGUGGAUCUGAUCCACCCCGGCUCCGGCGAUGGCGGGGGCGACUCCGGCGAGGGCGGGGCAGAGCCGUGGCGGCGGGGGCCGGAUCCGGCGGCUUACCAUCCAGAUCCGGACACUGCCGGCGAGCGGGACACCGGAGUUGAUGAGGCGGAGGCGCCUGGAGCUCGGAGACGUGGGGCCGGGCGGCGCGGCCAUGGAUCUGGUGGCAUCGGCGUGGUGUGGGUGCAGGGGACGGCGGGGCGCGCCGUCGAGGAGGCGAGGAGCGGCGGGGUCGACGAGGAGGCGGCGCAGGGAGGCGACGGUGAGCGGGAUGAGCGGGCGGCGGUAGAUCAGGCGCUCGGGCACCGGGCGGCAUGGUCGGGCCUAGAUCGGCCCAGGGUGGGCCUGAUCAGGGCCGCGCGGGCCGCGGCGGUUGGGGCGGCGCGGGGACAGGUGGCGAGGUGUGGUUGGCUGCGCGCGGCGGCGCUGGGCGGCGACAAGUGGCAGCGGUGGAGUGGUUCGGCGCGGAAAACGGGGCACGGGGGAGGCUGGAGGUUAGGGAAGGCUAGGGUUAACCUAGAUUUGGGCGGGGGAGGUGUUUAA
This is a messenger RNA of Aegilops tauschii subsp. strangulata, 591 nucleotides long. The record is from RefSeq and is a predicted model, not a curated record. Lineage: Eukaryota; Viridiplantae; Streptophyta; Magnoliopsida; Poales; Poaceae.